AUGGUCGUGCUCCGUAACGGGAAACAUUCCGGCGAGGCAAACGAUCAAGAAGCCGGUAAUGCGACAGAGUCCGUAAACCUCAAGCGUGGUGAAGCACCCAUUGCUGCAAACAAAGAAAAUGUCAACCUCUCCUCAGAGGUCGACAAUGCGACCACGGAGGGCAACCAUAGCAAGCAAGCUAAUACGAAGAAAACAAAGCUGCACGGUUCGAAGACCAGGAAAGGCCUGAUCCCUGGCCGUCAAAAGCGCGACGAAGGCAACGCCACCGAUAUGAAGCAGGCACAAGAAGAACACGAUCGCAAAGACCAAUGCAGCUCGAACAAGCCCCCGGCUUCUAGGAAACGGACAAGGAAAGACCUUGAAAUUGAAUGGGAUCGAAGCCAGUUGCGAGACCCCCGUCCCACUCCGGAACGGGUACUUUUGCCUCGUCGAUCUGAAACCGAUCUCACAGAAGAGGAAAAGAAGUUGUUCAAAGGUCCGCCGGCAAAGCGUCCAAGGGCAAGAGGGCGCUUGCACGCAUGCCAGGAAGACCAGAUGUUCCGCGAAGAAGCCAAGAGGAACAUUGCUCACACUGCCCAUGAGUUAUACGUAUGCUUUGAUAAAGGCCCCAAUGGCUCCCCUACCUACGAUGAAGCUGGGUUCCAGCUGGACUAUCGCAAGGUAGCAGACUGGAUGAAGCCUAAGAUGUACAACAAACAAGCCAUGGUCAACGGCAUGGAACGAGCGCUAAAGCGUGGCGAAGAGGAGAAGAGCAGGAUGGCGGCGGCCUUCUUCGAAGGUGGGCAGGCCCCAGACGAAGGAGGAGGGCUCGGCACCCUCGAUUUGUUGAAGGACAAGGUCUCGAAGGACCUGGGUAUUGCAUUCCAUAAGGUUACUCCCGCCAAGGUGGAAGGAUGGGCCAAGAAAGGAUUUCCCAAAGAGAAUCCACGCGACUAUGUUGAGUCCACUCUCACAGCAGAGGAGAGGAAAAGAUUCCUUUCUAUGCACAUGGGAAGUAGCUUGAGGAAGUGA
This is a messenger RNA of Cladophialophora yegresii CBS 114405, 1011 nucleotides long. RefSeq lists its product as uncharacterized. The record is from RefSeq and is a predicted model, not a curated record. NCBI's taxonomy places the organism in Eukaryota, Fungi, Ascomycota, Eurotiomycetes, Chaetothyriales, Herpotrichiellaceae. The transcript has a single exon. The coding region runs from base 1 to 1011 and encodes 336 amino acids.